Messenger RNA from Capsaspora owczarzaki ATCC 30864, 2268 nucleotides. RefSeq lists its product as hypothetical. Bases 1 to 2268 code for a protein of 755 amino acids. The record is from RefSeq and is a predicted model, not a curated record. NCBI's taxonomy places the organism in Eukaryota, Filasterea, Ministeriida, Capsasporidae. The transcript is spliced from 7 exons. Gene Ontology annotation, molecular function: protein binding.
AUGCACCCGCACAAUUUCAAGAGAAGCAAGGUUGUGUUCGAUUGCAAACUCACUGGCAUCUCUGGAACAACUCGCUGCGUUUCUCGUUGCAUCAUGGUGAAAGUCAAGGUAGCGCAUUCGUAUGAAGCAGAGACCGAAGACGAGCUCACGCUCGCCGAGGGAGACAUUAUCAACGUGACGCAGGAGGUUGAAGGUGGCUGGUGGGAAGGCGAUCUCAACGGCCGCGUCGGCUGGUUCCCGUCGAACUUUGUGGAGCCCUACACUGAGCCGACGCCUGCGCCUGCUGCAGCGCACCAUGCCCCAAUCGGUCGUCCACCACCGCCAUCGAGUGCUGCUCUCAGCCGACUGGCUUCCGCCGCGCAGCCUGCCACUGCCACCCCUCCGCCCGCUGCUGCUGCCGCCGCUGCUGCUCCUGCUCCUGCUCCUGCUCCUGCACCGGCGGCUGUGGCUGCGGCCCCCGUUGCUGGCGCUGGCGCCCGCAAAACCAAUCGAGAGCGUCGCGCCAAAGUGUGCUUUAGCUACGCCGCUGCGAAUGGCGACGAGCUGACUCUUCCAGUCGGCGCUGUUGUCAACAUUCUCAAGCAGGACGAAGAAGGAUGGUGGGAAGGCGAACUCAAUGGAGUUGUCGGUGUUUUCCCUUCGAAUUUCGUCGAAAUGGUGAAUGACGACGCCGAUGCUGCUGCCCCUGCUGCUGCCCCAGCUGCUACACCCGCUGCUGCUGCUGCUCCUGCUGCCGCCGCAGCUCCCGCUCCGUCGCAUGAGCAUGAAGCAGAAGGAGAUUCGCUGAUCAAGGCGAAAAAGAUUGUUGGCGUCGGUCUUGGUAAUAUCUUUGGUGGGGGCGGCAUCAAGCUUCGCACGACGAGUGCCGCACCUGCUGAAGAGGCAAAGUCUAUCGAACCCACUCGUGCACCACCGCCGGUUCCUGGCAACAAGAAGGAGGCACCUGCACCCGCUCCAGCACCCGCUCCGGCCCCAGCGCCCGCUGCGGCCGCCGCACCAACGGCCGCAGAGACCAAACAGGUCAAGGCCUUGUUCGAUUAUGACGCCGAAAUGGACGACGAACUGUCGUUCAAGGUGGGCGAUGUUUUCACUCUGAUCGCAAAGACGGACGACACUUGGUGGAAGGGCGAGCACAACGGCGUGCAGGGCGUCUUCCCGAGCGAGUUUGUUGAAGUCUUGGAGAGCACACGAAAGAAGGCGCCCCCACCCCCGACUGGCGCAAAAGCUGCGGCGUCCCCAACUCCGACCCCAGCACCAGCAGCCCUUUCGUCCAACGCUGCUCGCAAAUCUGCACCGCCGCCGCCGAAAAAGGUCGAAGAACCAGCACCCGCAGCUGCAGCACCUGCUCCGGCUCCGGCUCCGGCUGUGGCUGCGGCUGCGGCUCCUGCACCUGCUCCGGCUGCUGCGGAAGAUGGCGAGAGCGCAGAAAAGAAGCACCCGGCAGGUGCAUUCCGUCUGCCCGCCGUGGCUGUCAAGCGACCUGGCGGCGCGCCCCCUGUGGCUGUCAAGCCCGCUGCUGCGGCUGCUGCGGCGGCUGCAGGAGCAGACGACUCGGCCCCUGCGCCUUCGCCGUUCCCCGCGCUUCGCAAAACGAUUUACAAUGACGCACCAGCAGCGGCACCUGCUGGCGGUCCUCCGUCCGUCGCCAAAAAGCCCAUUUUGCCUGGGGGCAAAUCACUGGAGGAAAAGCCUUUGGCUGCAGCAGCUACUCCCGCUGCCCCUGCCGCCGCUGCUGCCGCCGCACCCGAGAUCAAGAAGAAACCAUUAGUCGUUCCCCCGCCGACUGCACCGAAGUUGCCUGCUGCUGCUGCUGUUGCUCCUGCUGCUGCGGCACCAACAACGACCGUGUCGCCAAAGCCGCUUUCCAUGGUGGACGACUCGCACGUGUACGAGACGAUUCCAGGCGACCUGGUGGCGGCAAAGCCUGCGGCGCCUCUGGCCUCUACCCCGGCCAAGCUGCCUGCUGGUCGAACUGUCUCGUCUGUCCCAACCACUGUCUCUGACAAUGGCGAUGUCUACAGUUUGAGCACAAAGAAGACCACGACCGUGGGAGCUGGUCACUCACGAAACAAGUCGGUCGAUGAUGCUCUCGACACCAAGAAAGGCGAUGAUGGCUCUGACUCUGCUGCCGAAAUCCGCGACCUCAAGAAGCAAAUUACCGAGCUUCGCGGCUUGAUUCGCGACCUGCAAGGCGAUUUGGACGAGGAGCGACAGUUGCGAAAACUUCUCGAUCGUUAUGUCAAGGACCGCCUUCCCCCAACAGAUUAA